Molecule: messenger RNA, 1728 nt
Organism: Abrus precatorius (Indian licorice)
Lineage: Eukaryota; Viridiplantae; Streptophyta; Magnoliopsida; Fabales; Fabaceae
Product: protein HOTHEAD-like
Exons: 6
Coding region: 1-1728 (575 amino acids)
Molecular function (GO): oxidoreductase activity, acting on CH-OH group of donors; flavin adenine dinucleotide binding
Source: RefSeq, a predicted model, not a curated record
AUGGGUGUUUGGCUGAUUCUGGUCUCACUUGUUGGGAUUCUCUUAUCUCCUAAACAUUGUGUUUCACAAAAAGACACAGGUAGGAAAUAUACGUUUAUGCAGAAUGCAACAUCAGCUGGAAGAAUCUCCUACUACGACUACAUCGUAAUUGGUGGCGGCACGGCGGGGUGUCCCUUAGCGGCGACACUGUCGGAAAAUCACAAAGUUCUUUUGCUUGAACGUGGUGGGUCACCUUAUGGAAACCCCAACAUCAGCAAUUUAGCUGCUUUUGGUGUUGCACUCUCCGACACCUCACCUUCUUCUCCGGCUCAGCGCUUCAUCUCCGAAGACGGCGUAAUCAACUCAAGAGCUCGCGUCCUUGGCGGCGGAACCUGUUUGAACGCUGGCUUCUACACUCGCGCAAGCCCUCACUACGUAAGAGAAGCUGGUUGGGAGGAAAGGUUAGUGAAUGAGUCGUAUGAAUGGGUGGAGCGAGUGGUGGCAUUUGAGCCCAUUAUGCGGCAGUGGCAAUCAGCUGUGAGGGAUGGAUUGUUGGAAGUAGGGAUUGUGCCUUACAAUGGUUUCACUUUCGACCAUGUUUAUGGGACUAAGGUUGGAGGCUCCAUCUUUGACCAGAAUGGCCAAAGGCACACUGCCGCUGAUCUCUUGGAUUAUGCUGACCCCACUGGAAUUACUGUACUUUUGCAUGCCACCGUCCACAAAAUCUUGUUUAAAAAGAAAGGUGGAUCAAGGGCAGUGGCGAAUGGAGUAAUAUAUAGGGAUGCAUUGGGGGCAGAACACAGGGCAUAUCUGAAUGAGGCGCCCAAGAAUGAGAUAAUAGUGUCAGCGGGUGCAUUGGGAAGCCCACAGCUUCUAAUGUUGAGUGGGAUUGGGCCUGCACAUGAACUUGAGGAACAUAAGAUAAAAGUGGUGUUGGAGCAGCCCAUGGUAGGACAGGGAAUGUCGGAUAAUCCAAUGAACGCAAUCUUUGUCCCGUCUCCAAUCCCCGCAGAGGUCUCUCUCAUUGAGGUUGUUGCCAUUACCCACUUUGGCAGCUAUAUUGAAGCUGCCAGCGGCCAAAACUUUGCUGGUGGCUCUCCACGAGAUUACGGAAUGUUUUCCCCAAAGGUUGGUCAAUUCUCGAAGUUGCCUCCGAAGCAGAGAACUCCAGAAGCCUUGGCAAAGGCAAUAGACUCGAUGGAGAGGCUACAGGAGGCAGCGUUCAGGGGCGGGUUCAUCCUUGAGAAAAUAAUGGGCCCAAUUUCAACGGGGCAUCUUGAGCUACAAAGCAGUGAUCCAAAUGAGAACCCAUCAGUGACCUUCAACUACUUCAAAGACCCCAGAGACUUGGAGAGAUGCGUCCAAGGCAUUCGAACCAUCGAGAAGGUAAUCGAAUCCAAGGCUUUUGCUCCAUUCAGAUACAAGAACAUGCCAGUGUCCUUGCUACUCAACAUGACCGCAAGUUCCCCCGUUAAUUUGUUGCCCAAACACACCAACACUUCAACGUCUUUGGAACAGUUCUGUAAGGACACUGUGAUGACUAUAUGGCAUUACCAUGGGGGUUGCCAAGUUCGGAGAGUUGUUGAUACUGAUUAUAAGGUUCUCGGCGUCGACGCUCUCCGCAUUAUCGAUGGUUCUACCUUUAAUUAUUCUCCAGGAACUAAUCCCCAAGCCACUCUUAUGAUGCUUGGAAGGUAUAUGGGAGUCAAAAUUUUGAGAGAGAGACUUGCCGGCGACCAAACCGAGUAA